Pleuronectes platessa (European plaice) is the source of this 2113-nucleotide messenger RNA. RefSeq names its product glycosyltransferase-like domain containing 1 (gene qtman). Gene Ontology annotation, molecular function: glycosyltransferase activity. Bases 665 to 1924 code for a protein of 419 amino acids. The transcript is spliced from 12 exons. The record is from RefSeq and is a predicted model, not a curated record. Lineage: Eukaryota; Metazoa; Chordata; Actinopteri; Pleuronectiformes; Pleuronectidae.
AGAGCUAACAUCCAACUGAGCUAACAGCUAACUGAGCUAACAGACAGCAGGACUGUUAGCUUCUCCUCAGUUUAUUCGGCUACAGAGCUAACAGCUAACAGAGCCCACAGCUAACUGAACUAACAGCUAACAGAGCUAACAGCUAACUGAACUGACAGCUAACACAGCUAACAGCUAACAGAGCUAACAGCUAACUGAACUGACAGCUAACAGCUAACUGAACUGACAGACAGAAAGUUAGCUUGUCCGUUCAGAGAAACGUUUACACACUAAACAUUUAAAUGAUUCACCCAUUGACAUUCAGAGCCACUAAUAACUUCGUAUUAACCGGCAGGUUAGGUCUCCUCACAGAAUAUUCACAUCAUAAAGAAAACCUGUAUCAAUAAUCAAAUCCAGCCACCUAUUUCUCAGGUGGACUCUGACUUUGUCUCUGGACUCUGUCUCAGGUGGACUCUGACUUUGUCUCUGGACUCUGUCUCAGGUGGACUCUGACUUUGUCCCUGGACUCUGUCUCAGGUGGACUCUGACUUUGUCUCUGGACCCUGUCUCAGGUGGACUCUGACUUUGUCUCUGGACUCGGUCUCAGGUGGACUCUUGAACAUUGAUCGAUUGACCUGUGAUCAGCUCAUUGAUCUGAAUGAUGACAUCAUACUACUGAUGACAGAUGUUUACACGUAGCUCGUCUCCCAGCAUCCUGCUGGUGGAGCCGUUCUAUGGUGGAUCUCACAAACAGCUGAUCGAUCUUUUGAAUGAAAAUAUCAUUGACUGCUGCGUCUUCACACUCCCCGCCAAGAAGUGGCACUGGAGGGCGAGAACAGCAGCACUGUACUUCAGCCAGACCAUCCCCCCCUGUCCAACAUACAGGGUUCUGUUCAGCAGCUCGGUCCUGAACCUGUGUGAGCUGGUGGCUCUCAGACCUGAUCUGGCUCGACUGAAGAAGAUCCUCUACUUCCAUGAGAACCAGCUGGUUUAUCCGGUCCGCAAAGACCAGGAGAGAGACUUCCAGUACGGAUACAACCAGGUUCUGUCAUGCCUGGUAGCAGACGUCGUCGUGUUCAACUCGUUCUUCAACAUGGAUUCCUUCCUGACGUCUAUCUCCUCCUUCAUGAAAAAGAUUCCUGACCAUCGACCCAAAGACCUCGAGCAGCUGAUCCGUCCCAAGUGUGUGGUCCUGAGCUUCCCUCUUCAGUUUCCUGACGUCAGCAGACUGAUGCCCAAACACAAGCUGGUCCGUGAGCAGCAGAACAGUGAUGAGCCUCAAACUCACAGGAUUUAUUUUUCCAACAGGUCUGAGGAUCCACAUCCGGCCACAGUGGAACCAGACCUGGAACCAGUUUCAGACCAGGACUCUGGAGACCAGUUCAAACCUCUGCACAUCGUGUGGCCUCAUCGAUGGGAACAUGAUAAAAACCCAGAGCUGUUCUUCUCAACACUCAUGAGACUGAAAGAGAAACAACUGAACUUCAAGCUGUCGGUGCUCGGAGAGACAUUCACUGACAUCCCAGCCAUCUUCUCUGAGGCUCGCCGUCAGCUGGACUCUCACGUGGUGUCGUGGGGCUUUCAGAGCAGGAAGUCAGAUUACCUCAGAGUUCUGUGCGAGGCAGACGUGGUCGUCUCCACCGCCAAACACGAGUUCUUCGGCGUCGCCAUGUUGGAAGCUGUUCACUGCGGAUGUUUUCCUCUGUGUCCGAAGGCUUUGGUGUAUCCUGAGAUAUUUCCAGCACAGUAUCUGUACUCCACACCUGAGCAGCUGUGCAAACGUCUGCAGGAACUCUGCAGGAGGCCCGACCUCGCCCGCAGACAUGUCCUCAAGGUCGACACCUCCUCCUUCUCCUGGACGCGUCUGAAGGAUCGUUUUGAGAUGCUGCUGCAGACGCAGGUCCCUGAACGCAGCGCAGGCCGGUCUGAGGCUGAGGUCCAUUAGCUUGUGAUGGUUGGAGGUCUGGAUGGAGCGUCGGCCUCGUCCUGCAGACCGAGGACAUCCAGUAUGAGCGUCUCUAGUUCCUGUGAGCUCCGAAUCAAAGAGCGGCCGGAGACGCCGAGUCUGGAGCUGUAAACGUCUCCGUCUUCUGGAGAAAAACUCGCUUUCAUGGGUCUGAUUGGGGUCGGGGGG